Molecule: messenger RNA, 2311 nt
Organism: Cololabis saira (Pacific saury)
Lineage: Eukaryota; Metazoa; Chordata; Actinopteri; Beloniformes; Belonidae
Gene: mbtps2
Product: membrane-bound transcription factor peptidase, site 2
Exons: 11
Coding region: 170-1669 (499 amino acids)
Biological process (GO): membrane protein intracellular domain proteolysis; regulation of response to endoplasmic reticulum stress
Cellular component (GO): cytoplasm; membrane
Molecular function (GO): metalloendopeptidase activity; protein binding
Source: RefSeq, a predicted model, not a curated record
UUUUUGACGUUGCUUUCAGUUCCCAGUUGAAAACAACAACACGAGCAUCCACGUGUGUGUUUGAUCUGAAAUGAGGACAUUUGAUUUCAACUUCAACAGCAGGUAGUGAGGUGAUGGAGGCGGUGCAGUUCGUCUUUCCGGCUCCGCGGAGACUCCUCUAACAGCAGCUAUGAUCCCCGUACCGCUGCUGGUGUGCGUGAUGGGGGGCUGGUGUGCCGUCUACCUGACGGACACUCUGCUCAGGUCGUCAAGCACCCACCGGAUCAGCUACGAGACGUGGCUCGCCAGUCGAGGGCUCAUGGUGUCUCCUUUCCACGUGAGAUGGCAGACCACCAUGUUCAACCGGCUAUUUGCGUACUGCGCCCGCAUCAACCCCCGAGCCCUGUACCUCUGGUUCAACAGUGGUCUGGUGUUUGGGAUCUGUGCCAUGCUGGGCUCAGUGGUGCUGCUGAUACGAACACUGCAGCAGACGUACGCUCAGAUGACCACGGAUAACCCUCGGAUCGGUGGCCAGCAGGCCCUGCAGGUGGUGGUCCCGGGUGUCAACCUGCCCACCAGUCAGCUGGGCUACUUCUUCAUGGCUCUGCUGCUCAGUGGAAUCAUACACGAGCUAGGCCACGCCGUGGCCGCUCUGAGGGAGCAAGUGAGAGUGAACGGUUUUGGGAUGUUUGUGUUCGUGAUGUAUCCCGGUGCAUUUGUGGACCUCUUCACCACCCACCUCACCCUCAUCUCACCUGCUCAGCAGCUCCGCAUCUUCUGCGCAGGCGUGUGGCAUAACUUCGUGCUCUGCGUGGCGGCGCUGGCCUUCCUCUUCCUGCUGCCCAUCUUUCUGUUUCCCAUGUAUUUCACCGGAGCCGGAGCACUGGUCACCGAGGUCGUGCAGGGUUCUGCAGCUGACGGGCCCAGGGGUCUGUCGGUGGGGGGCAUCGUGACGGGGCUGGAGGACUGUCCCGUCAGGGGGGUGGAGGACUGGACCAGCUGCCUGUCUCACCUCACUCACGCACCGCAGACGGGAUACUGCGUGGCCGUGGCCGGCCUGCAGCCCAGCUGGGCCCACGGACGAGCUUUUAAGCGUCUGGAUGGAACCAUGGACUGUUGCAGCAACAACAGCAUGACGGACCUGUGCUUCUCCUACGUCAGGCCGCAGGGCAGGAACAGCAGGGAAAGAGAGUUCGCCUGCAUGCCGGUGCGCAAGAUGGUGACGGGGACGCGAGUGUGCCGCACCGACGGCGACUGCACCGCCCACUCCAGCGUGGCCAGCGUUUGCGUCACUCCCUCUCUGGAGAACCAGACUCGCUUCAUCCGCGUCUCGCACCCUCCCGACACACACAUGCUGUUCGUGGGGUAUCCGCCGCACCUGCAGCACGCUGUGAGUCUGACCAACUUCAUCCCCCGCUUUGGUUUCCUUCACCUGGACCUGCCCGUCUUCUUGGAGACGUUCUGCAAAUACCUGGUGUCCCUCUCUGGGGCCUUGGCCGUCGUCAACUCCGUGCCCUGCUUCGCCCUGGACGGCCAGUGGAUGCUGAACGCUCUGCUGGAGGCCACGCUGGUUACCGUGGUGACGGACCGGCAGAAGCGCGAGCUGAUCGGCUUCUUCCUGCUGCUGGCGGGCAGCGCCCUGCUGGCGGCCAACGUGGCGCUGGGCCUGUGGAUGGUCACGGCCCGGUAGGAGGAGGACGCUCGGGGCUGGGGACCACCUGACUGUGAACAGGCCGGUAACGAGCCGCGGUUACCGCGGUAACGAGCCGCGGCUCCAGCAGAGAUGCUGCUCCUGCAGACCGGUGAGCGCCGCACUGCUCGCUGUUUGUGCCGUUCCUGAAAACAAGGACAUGAACACAAAAGCACAAAACUAACCGGAUACUUGUCGUAAAGCACUGUCCCACAUGUAUGUUUACAAAGAUCAAGUUAGAAUGUUUUAGGAUUCGUCAAAUGUUUGUGUUUUAAAGUUUGAGCUGUUUUUCUUGCUGCGACAGAAAGGUUUGUUUGACAGAAUGAAUUUAAAGUCCAUCCUGGACAAAGACGUUUCUGAAGCCUUCAGUAUCUUCAAACAUGUUCUCACUGGCGGAAAAGCUUCACUACCUUAUAUUUAUCUUAAAGCCCCCAGUGAUCCGAGGUAGGAGGACUUCUGUCCGUCUCAACGUGUCUUUGUCUCCUUCAGGAACUUUCAGUAGGAAAAAGGCUUCCAGUUUUCUUUUCUCUAAUUUUCUUUUCUAUUUUCUUGACCUUUCACUGUCUGCAAUCUGUUGGGAAUUGAUUUUUCAAAAUUUUGGAAUAAAGGACUGAUUUUUAUUUAAGUGCUCCCUCAAGCUGA